Molecule: messenger RNA, 687 nt
Organism: Dioszegia hungarica
Lineage: Eukaryota; Fungi; Basidiomycota; Tremellomycetes; Tremellales; Bulleribasidiaceae
Exons: 3
Coding region: 1-687 (228 amino acids)
Biological process (GO): endonucleolytic cleavage in 5'-ETS of tricistronic rRNA transcript (SSU-rRNA, 5.8S rRNA, LSU-rRNA); small-subunit processome assembly; endonucleolytic cleavage in ITS1 to separate SSU-rRNA from 5.8S rRNA and LSU-rRNA from tricistronic rRNA transcript (SSU-rRNA, 5.8S rRNA, LSU-rRNA)
Cellular component (GO): nucleolus
Molecular function (GO): RNA binding
Source: RefSeq, a predicted model, not a curated record
AUGCGGAAGAAGAAGGCAAAGAAGGCCAAAGCGGACGCCGGAACUCCGGGAAUCGUCUACAUUUCGAGACUACCACCCGGAAUGACCCCUCAGAAGGUCCGGCAUCUCAUGGCGAAAUGGGGAGAUGUAGGGAAGGUGUACGCGCAGAGACGGGAUGCCCCAACUGGAUACAACCCUAACUCUUCUACCCAGAAGAAGCAAAAGCAUCAACGGGCGGACUUUACCGAAGCAUGGGUCGAGUUCUUGAGCAAGUCGGUGGCCAAGAUGGUGGCGCAGAUGUUGAACGCACAAAUGAUAGGCGGGAAGAAGGGGGACAAGUGGAGGGAUGAUAUUUGGACCAUGAGAUAUCUGAGCGGGUUCAAGUGGGAGAUGCUGGGCGAGCAGAUCGCGUACGAACGUCAAUCACACCAGGCGCGACUACGGAACGAGAUCUCCCGGUCGAAGACGGAGCAAGGCGAAUAUUUGCGCAAUGUCGAACUCGCUCGCGUGCUGGAGAAGCGGAAACAGAAGCGGAUUGCAGCGGGUGGAGAUGGGUCUGUGCCGGAGAAAGCUGGGAAAGAGCCCAAGGCGAGCUCGGGAGAUCAGGAUGGGAAGAAGCAGGGGUAUCGACAAAGACAGGCGGAAAGCGGGGCGAGGGGGAUGGAUGGGGCUGGGAUGGAGAGUGUUUUGGGUAAUGUCUUUGGUUAG